CUAGGCCGUUCGUGGACAGGGUCGUCAUUUGUUAUUUUAAUCCCCCUCUCUGCUCGGACUUUUCGUCUCUCUUCUCUAUUCUUUUCUUCUUUGCUACAUUCCCACACAAGAUCUCUUCUAUAACACUCUCACGGAUCUCCUCAUUUUUUUGCAAACACAAACCUCCCCUCUACUUUUCUUCACCCACUCACAUUAAACAUCAUGGAUCGCACUCCUCACGACGUAGGGAUCAAUGCUGCCUCGAAUUUGCACGGACAAGAAGCAACCAAGAGAUUGAACACUCAACGGGAGCCCUGGUUUCCUGGCGUCGCUUACGCUGGCGCUGCUGGUGUUGCGGGAUAUGCUCUCGUUCAUAACAGCCGCAGCAUGCCCGUCAAGAUCCUCACUCCCCUGACCAUGGCCGCCCUCGCCGGCGCAUACUUCCUCCCUGUUCACACCGCCGUCGUCAAGCCCAGCCAAUAUCCCGGCUCCGUCCGUACCGUCUCCACUCACUCCACGAGUCCAACCGCAGAACCCCUUCGUGAAGUCAAGGAACAAUUAUCCACUGGAAGUACUCUCGCCGAAAAGACCUCCGCCACCGCAGACGAUCUCUCGAGACAGACCAAGUCUUCCUGGAACGACAUCAAGCGCAAGGGCGAAAAUCUCGCAGAAGCUGGACAGGACCAGAUCCAUAAACUCGCUGAUGGGUCGGCCCAAGAGGCCAAGUCCUCCUGGGACAACAUCAAGCGCAAGGGUGAACAUCUCGCAGAAGCAGGUCAGGACCAGGCCCAUGAAGCCAAGUCCUCCUGGGACAACAUCAAGCGCAAGGGCGAAAAUCUAGCAGAAGCUGGACAGGACCAGAUCCAUAAACUCGUUGAUGGGUCGGCCCAAGAGGCCAAGUCCUCCUGGGACAACAUCAAGCGCAAGGGCGAACAUCUCGCAGAAGCAGGUCAGGGCCAGGCACGUGAAGCCAAAUCCUCCUGGGACAACAUCAAGCGCAAGGGCGAACAUCUCGCAGAAGAAGGUCAGGAACAGGCCCAUGAAGCCAAGUCCUGGAUGGAUGAGAAGACAGCGGACAUGAAGGCCAAGGCAUCGUCGGCCGCAACGGGAGCUGAGCAGCACACGAGUAACAAGUUCCAUCAGGACAUUCCCGAGAACCCAUCUUCAUCCCGUUGGUCAUGGUGGAAGGGCACUGAAAGCACUCCGCCCAAACCCGAGGUCGCUGACAAGAAUGUCAAUGAGGCCCUUAUUUCAAAUUCUACUACAGACAAUAUCAGUCCCGAGAAAAAACAUGUCGUCGAACGCCCCUUGACUGAAGCCACCGUCCCCGCGAGCAGUUCGUCCAGCUCUUCAAAACCCCGCAAGAUCCUCAUCGACAAGGCCGUCGCCUCCGCAGCCGUCAAGGGCCACGACGACAUCGUCAACCGUGCGGCCUUGGCCGGCAAGAACGCCGAACAAACCGCCCUCAAAGUCCACGAGAACGUCAUCGACGCCGCCCUGCCCAAGGAACGCCAAUCCCGCAAUGAAAAGCACCAGAUCGAGGUCUCGAGACUCGCGGCCGAAUCUGAUAUGCGUGACGGCAAGUUCAUCGUUCGUGAACCCGAAGAUGCGACCGGGAUCCCUCAACGUGUGCAGAGACGUGGCAGUCAGUCCAAGAAGGCUACUAGUCACGGAUUGGAGAACCUGGAGAAGCGCGCCCAUAUGCUCUAUGAUGGUGUUGAACAUAUCGAACAUAGCUUGAACAAGAAGAUGCAGAAGGCCCUAAAUGAGGAGGCAGAGUUCUGGCACCAACAGUCCUUGAAGGAGCAGGCUAGCGGACGUGGAGGCGAGCGAGCCAUGUAAAUACGUAUAUUUCAAGAACAAGCAGCAAGACGCGAGAGCAAGACCAAGAAGCAACGCAGUUAUUCCAAAUGCUGAGCAAUCGUCAACGCCAUCGCAUGUAUAGUCCAACGAACCAUUUACCUCUCCAAUCUACAAUCUCCAAGUGUAAAUAAAUAAAUAAAACUCACUUUGACUAAAUU
Molecule: messenger RNA, 2000 nt
Organism: Gamsiella multidivaricata
Lineage: Eukaryota; Fungi; Mortierellomycota; Mortierellomycetes; Mortierellales; Mortierellaceae
Exons: 3
Coding region: 202-1821 (539 amino acids)
Biological process (GO): cristae formation
Cellular component (GO): MICOS complex
Source: RefSeq, a predicted model, not a curated record